Messenger RNA from Bolinopsis microptera, 1882 nucleotides. RefSeq lists its product as uncharacterized. Gene Ontology annotation, molecular function: ATP binding; nucleic acid binding. Bases 3 to 1463 code for a protein of 486 amino acids. The transcript is spliced from 8 exons. NCBI's taxonomy places the organism in Eukaryota, Metazoa, Ctenophora, Tentaculata, Lobata, Bolinopsidae. The record is from RefSeq and is a predicted model, not a curated record.
GGAUGCAGCAUGUGAGGACUAUAUUCCGGCUCCAAGCCCACUACCAAGCCAUAUACUGCUGUGGUCGACAUCUUACUGAUGGUCACGUGACAGGUGGUCACGUGACCGGUCUCACUUCCUCACUCCCCCACUCUGAGGCAGUAUCCAACAGACACAUCACUCCGGCUUCAGAUCUCAAUAUUAAGAUAUAUCAGCCUUCUUACAAUGACGAGUUGAAGGACAUUUUUGGCGAAAAUAAACGUGAACACAAGGAAAAAGUUAACUUUGCUGAUUUCAAGUCGCUCCAACCAGAGCUGAGGGAGCGAUUGAAAGAGCUGGGGUACGAGAAACCCUUACCAGUCCAACAUCGAACAUUGGAGGCUACACUGCGAGGCAAAGAUGCGGUCAUAAAGUCAGUAACUGGUAGUGGGAAGACACUGGCGUUUAUCAUACCACUCCUUAACAAAGUGGGAGCGCAGAGGAUAGGAGAAGAAAGAGGGAGGGCUCCUCAAGCUGUCAUUGUGGCACCUACUAGGGAACUCUGCCGCCAGAUCGCCAGUGUGCUGGAGGAGUUUAUAGGACCAGAAAGAGUGAGUCUGAUGACAGCGGGACUGGUGAAAGUUAAGAAGCAAGCCAGACAGGCAAGGCUGGAGAGCAAGGAUAUCAUCGUGGCUACUCCAGGCAGAACUAUGCAACUUAUCUCCAAUAACAUUAUUAGACCAAAGUCCCUGAAGUUUCUGGUACUAGACGAAGCAGACGAGCUACUUCACGACUUGUUCUACCAACACAUGCGGUGGAUCCUAGACAACUCCAACCCCAGCAAACAGAUGAUUGUUACCACGGCAACCGUGCCUUCUAAUGUCCAGUUUGUUAUUGAUAGAUAUAUGAAGUAUCAUGAGUACAUAGACUUGGGAGCAGCGUCGGUGUCACUACCAGAACACAUAAAACACAAAGCAGUUCUAUACGAUGUAGGAGUGUUUAAGAGGUGCCUGAAGUGGGUCCUGAAGAACGAACAUGGGUCCUGUAGUAUGCUGUUCGUCAAACACAAGGACGAUUGCUCUAGAGUAACUGAGUUGGUGAGGAGCUUUGGUUACUCCGUCAAAUACAUCAACUCUGAUGUACCAGAAAACAGCAGAGUACGGAGUUGGGCAAUGAUCGAAGCAGUGGAAACAUGUGAGUUGAUCCAAGCUCAGCUGAGUGAGAUCAUGUUAUCUGGAAAACUUGAUGUCAUUGUAAUGACUGAUUGCAAGUCUCUACAUGAUGCUAUCCAAACCUCGAAAAAUGUUGAUGACAAGGGAUUGAGGAUACCAAUAGCUUGCCUGAGACAGCGAGUGAACAAUAGUGAAAUGACAGUUCGUUGGAUUUCAACAAAGAAACAGCUUGCAGAUAGUUUGACUAAAGCUGGAGCUCCAACUUCACUGCUACGGGAGGUAUUGUCGUCAGGAGAAUUUGACAAUGAACUGUUUAGAAUUGUAUUCCAAUAAUAAACAUUGUAUUCAAAGUUUUUAAUAUUGUGUGUGAAGGAUUUUAAUAAUCUUAAUAAUUUGAAACUUAAAGAAGUUAAAAGAGUGAAUAUAUUGGUAUUUGUGAUUUAUAUAAUGUGCUCGUUUAAAACGAUUUUCUAUUACAUGUUGUGCAUGUAUCCACAAAGAGGGAAGUUAUAUUUAGAAAGAUUAUAGUCUUUCUUGUGACACCUUUAUUUUAUAUUUAAUAUUUUAAAUCUUUCAAAGCCUUUUUAAGAAAGAACGGGAGAUUGUGAAUUGCUAUAUAUUUGGUUUAUAUAUUUAUGAUAGUCGAUAUAAUAUAUACUAAUUGUGUUCUAUUUCAGAAUGUACCACAAACAUGUUGUCUGUGGGGUUUGAUAAUUACUUGUAACAACUGGUGUGUUUCAUUGCAUAGUGAU